Cydia amplana is the source of this 2224-nucleotide messenger RNA. Its product is annotated as broad-complex core protein isoforms 1/2/3/4/5-like. Lineage: Eukaryota; Metazoa; Arthropoda; Insecta; Lepidoptera; Tortricidae. The record is from RefSeq and is a predicted model, not a curated record. Gene Ontology annotation, molecular function: protein binding. The transcript is spliced from 5 exons. Gene Ontology annotation, cellular component: nucleus. Bases 271 to 1674 code for a protein of 467 amino acids. Gene Ontology annotation, biological process: regulation of transcription by RNA polymerase II.
GGCAACCAACACACACGAUACGCGCGCGCCCUCGAGUGAAAGAAUCAAUGGAGGUCAUUCAUUGCAUUUUUGUGCAUUUCAUACGACCGAUAACAAAUAGUUGAAUCGAAAAGUUACAGUUGUGAGUGAAAGUUUAAUUAGGACUAUUGUAAUGUGUGUUUCUGAUGAGACAAAAUGUAGUAAAGUGUCCUUUCUAAAAAAACAAUCAUAUUGCCGUGUGUCAAAAUAAAGGUGGUCAGCAAGCGCGGAGUAUUUUCUAAAAACGUAACCAUGGCAGAUCAGUUUUGUUUACGUUGGAACAAUUUCCAGACCAAUAUAGUGAGUGCAUUGGACUCAUUGAAGUGUUCUGAGGAUUUGGUCGACGUGACACUUACAUGUGAAGGAAGAAAUAUCAAGGCUCAUAAAGUUAUACUGUCAGCCUGCAGUCCGUACUUCAGGAAUGUGUUCAAGGAAAAUCCAUGUCAGCAUCCUGUGAUCAUUCUCAAAGAUGUAUCUGCCGAUGACAUCGUCAGCUUGCUCUCAUACAUGUACCAGGGAGAAGUGUUCAUAGAAGAGAGCAAGUUGUCUUCAUUCCUCCAUACGGCAGCCCUGCUGCAAGUUAAAGGAUUGACUGGAGUAACACAACAGAAAGAAAACUUUAUAUCUCCAAAUACAUCAAACAAACUUUAUACACAACUAACAAUAUCUUCAAAAACACCAUUUGGAGCUUCAAGCAAAGAAGUAAAAAUCCCCGCUCUAAAGAAAAGGAGGAGCAGUACAUCUGAUAAACCGAAUGAUAUUGGAGAGAGUCACAAAAAGAGUAAAUUAUUAGAAACUUGUGAUAUUUACAAUAAGAGUAAUCUAUCACAUUUAAUGGUAGAUAAUCCGGUUUUUGUAGCUGAGAAAAAAGUUGAGAAGAAACCUGAAAACUGUCCAGAACCCAUCAUGGCUAAUGGGAAAACCUCUAAACUGAAUCAGGCUCAAGGUGACAACAUUCCUUUAUCAAUAAAAACAGAGCAGAUUGAUGACAACAAUUCACCCAUCUCGGUGCCCACAAAUAACUCGGAAAAUGAUGACAGUCUUCCAGAUUACGAAAACAGUAUGCUUGCCAGGUCCUUGUUACAAGGAAUUAACCCAUCUAAAAGUGAUAUCAGUGCCAACAAUAAUACAACAACCAAGAAAGUGUCAAACAUAGCAGAUAUGUGUGUGUCGCGAAGUAAGGACGCAAAUAAUGAAUCUCCAACAACCAAUCCUGCAGCAAAGAGCCCUCUAAAAGUAGUGUCUGGAGAGGACUUUUUAGUGAAACCUGAAAAACAAUCACCGAAGUCAGAUAUUGAGUAUGAACCGGAAAUAUUGCUCUCGGAGCAGCAAGACAGUACAGAUGCAGAAAACACAUUCUCACAGGAACAAUCUCAAGCGUUACUAUUACUGGCAGGCAUGUCAAGUGUCACCGGAUUAUCAGUAGGUGCUUCAACUUCACAGGGAGUCUCCCACCAGUCAAACCAUGCCGCUAUCUGCGGUGACUGUCCACAUUGCGGCAUGAAGUAUUCUAACCAAUCUGCGCUAAAAUACCAUGUCAGACUUAUGCACUCUGACUUAACCAAUCGUCUUUGCUGUUAUCUUUGCCCCAGGUCUUUUACAAUGCGAGAGACGUUUAAAGAGCACAUGUGGUCCAGCCAUGGACAAAGAAAUUAAAUUUUACUAAUGCAAGUUAAUAAAGGAUAAAGUACACUACAAAAUGUUUAUGCUAAAUCGUAAUCUACGUUAUGUAGAGAAUGUCUUAUUUAAGAUUUUAGAUUUAAUUCCAAACGAUAUUUAAAUAUGUAAUGUCAGUGAGUUAUUUAUGGUGGUUACUAAGGAUUCAAUUGUGCCUUAAAGUUAUGUAGUUGUAUUCAGAGUUUAGUAAAAUAAACGUGCCUUUUAAAAAAGAAAUUUGCCGUCCUACAUUUAUCGGAAGACACUUUAUGUUAGCGUAAGCAAUUUUACAUAACAUUUGGCGAAAAAUUGGGAUAAUCCGAUACCUUUAAUUGAAAUUUAUCAUUUAUUAGCCUUUUAAAUGUUUAGACUAAGACAGAUUUAUUGUUAUAUUGUUUUUAAUUUAUGGAAACAGUCACUUUAUUUCAUUAUUUCUAACUAGAUUUUUUCAGUUUUAGCUUAAACUGAAUGUUGGGAGUAACUUUAGAAACAAAAUGUGAGGUGUAAAUAACAAAACAAUGAAAAUUUUCUGGUUUGUAAUUGGUGCUAA